Messenger RNA from Lutra lutra (Eurasian river otter), 2052 nucleotides. RefSeq names its product proteasome inhibitor subunit 1 (gene PSMF1). NCBI's taxonomy places the organism in Eukaryota, Metazoa, Chordata, Mammalia, Carnivora, Mustelidae. The transcript is spliced from 8 exons. Gene Ontology annotation, biological process: proteasome-mediated ubiquitin-dependent protein catabolic process. Bases 168 to 980 code for a protein of 270 amino acids. Gene Ontology annotation, molecular function: proteasome binding; endopeptidase inhibitor activity. The record is from RefSeq and is a predicted model, not a curated record.
CUGCAGCCACUGCCCAUGUUCCUUUCAUCAUCUUGGGCCCUCGCCCUCAUCUCUGGCAUGGGCUCUGCCCUGCCCAGGUAGCGAGGGCCCAGCUGGGGAGGCACCUUCCACCUGCUUCCCUUCUCAGCCAAUCACAGGCCUCACAGGGACAACUGAGACCCUUGUCAAUGGUGGAGUCUGGGGUGCCCAUGGCGGGCUUGGAGGUACUGUACGCGUCGGCGGCGCCGGCCAUCACCUGCGCGCAGGACGCGCUCAUAUGCUUUCUGCACUGGGAGGUGGUGACGCACGGCUACUACGCCUUGGGUGUCGGCGACCAGCCAGGUCCCAAUGAUAAGAAGUCAGAACUGCUGCCUGCUGGAUGGAAUAGCAGUAAGGACCUGUAUGUCCUCCGGUAUGAGUCUAAGGAUGGGUCCAGACAGCUCCUUGUGAAGGCGGUCACCGUGGAGAACAGCAUGAUCAUCAAUGUGCUGGAAAGUGGGUCACAGCAGGUAUCAGAUUUGACCCUGAAUUUGGAUGAUUAUAUCGAUUCAGAACACCUGGCUGACUUCCACAGGACCUACAAGAACAGUGAGGAACUUCGGUCUCGCAUUGUGUCUGGAAUCAUCACACCUAUCCAUGAGCACUGGGACAAGGCUAGUGUCAGCAGUCCCCACCGGGAGUUUCCGCCUGCCACUGCCAGAGAGGUGGACCCGCUCCGGAUUCACCCACAGCACCCACACACGAGCCGGCAGCCUCCCUGGUGUGAUCCCCUGGGCCCGUUUGCUGUCGGGGGAGAGGACCUGGACCCCUUCGGGUGUCGGAGAGGUGGCAUGAUUGUGGAUCCCCUGAGAACUGGCUUCCCAAGAGCACUCAUUGACCCAUCCUCGGGCCUCCCAAACCGUCUUCCUCCAGGCGCUGUGCCCCCAGGAGCACGCUUUGACCCCUUUGGACCCAUUGGGACCAGCCCAUCUGGCCCGAGACCUGACAGACAUGGUCAGUGAUGAACCCCUGUGCUGGAGUGGAAAGAACACCACGGAGUACCAGGCUCAUAGGCAAGAGAUCAAGGCAUUAGUCACUUUCCCUCCACAACUAGCAUUUCAUCCAUGGGUGGGUCCUUUUACUUCUCAGCUCCUUGGGUUCUUUCCCUGAUAUUAGGGCAUACUGUUUAUCUAUGGGCAGAGGGUAGGCUACCAGAGACUUCCUGAGGUGUCUGCUAAUAUGCUGUAGCCUGGGAAUACCUGUCCGAGUGUGGGUUAGGGAUAAACUGAGCUGGAGCCUGUGGGGAGGCUAGCGUGAGCAGGCUCCCCGGGCAUUUCUGGCAGACCCCAUCUUGAGCACCGAGUUAUUAAAAGACCACCUCGGCACCUUUAGAACAUUUCUAUUCUGGAGAGAGAUGCAGAGAUUUGGCAGAGCUACAAAUGCAGCCAUCAGUCAUAGUCUUCCUCAGGCCUGCACACAGGUGGAAAGUUUGUUUUGGAAUUGGAUUUUUCCUGUUAUGGAAAGAACGUGGGGCACUUUGGUCACACAGGCAUCCUUUAUCAUGAAAGGAAGCAUCUAAAGAAACAUCACACUAGAAACCAUCAGACAAGCAGGGAAAGUAGAUCACUUUAGAACCAUGAUUCGUGGAAAAGAAGAUUGGAACAAUGAAUUUGCCACUUAGGUUUUCUAGUAGCAAAGGUCAAAAGGAUGGUCUUAUACAUAAUUCUCUUUUCUGAAAACAGAAACUUCAGUGACUGUCAUCUACAGAAUCAGCCAUUUUUUGCAUGGAUCUCCUUGUAUCAAGGACACUGAGGAACACAGACAAUGUCUUAGUUGUGCCGGGGGUAGUGAACGGGGCCUUCAGGAACUUUCAGGUCAUGCUGUCUGUGCUCGUAGUCUGGGCCACUUCACUCCUCCCAGCUGCCAGCAAUCGCCAGGAAGCCAACGGGAGUGGUUGCGGGUAUGUCUUGUGGAAUUUGAAAGGUGGGAGCCUUAACAAUAAAAUCAGCACUUAAUAACGUGUUCCUUUUUUUAUAUGUAACAGCUUUAUUGAGAUACACUUCACAUACCCAUAAAGUUUACCUUUUUAAAGUG